CCGCUGGCCAGGUGGACCUCCGGCUGGGGCAGGGCGUGGAGGGCCAGAGGCCGAGGAGGGGGCUAACACUCGGGUGCGUUCUACAAACACCCUCUCGGCCCGGUCGAAGUAAAACUUAUUGACCCAGAUGCCGCGGACCACGUGGUAGCAGGCCGUCCGGUGCCCGUGGCCGCAGGGGCCUGAAGUCGGGAGGCGGCUCGGGACCCUCGCCCGUCAGCACGUCGGCGAGCAUCACUCGGAUGGCGGAGGCAGAAUUGCACAAGGAAAGGCUGCAAGCCAUAGCAGAAAAACGGAAAAGGCAGACAGAAAUAGAAAGCAAGAGACAACAGCUUGAGGAGCAGAUACUUCAACUGCAGCACUCCAAGUCAAAGGCCCUUCGAGAAAAAUGGCUGAUGCAAGGAAUCCCAGCCGGAACAGCCGAAGAGGAGGAAGCCAGGAGGCGGCAAACUGAAGAAGAUGAGUUCAAGGUCAGGACAUUUGAAGACAACAUCCAUAGGCUGGAGCAGGAAAUAGAGAAGCUAGAAAGUGAAGAGUCUCAGAUAUCUGCCAAAGAGAAACUCAUCCUAGAGAAAUUAAAGGAGACAGAGAAAUCCUUCGAGGACUUUCAAAAGAGCUUUUCAAAUAAGGAUGAAGAUGCAGUAAAUCACAUUUGCUCUCAACUUCCUGAUUUACCAAAGCUCUACACUCGAACAGCUGAACCAUCUCCUGGGAGAGACAGAGCAAGUGGCGUAGCUGCUGUGUACGCCAUGGAAAUUAAUUUGGAGAAAGACAAACAAACUGGAGAGACCAGGAUUCUCUCUACAUCAACCAUUGGCCCAGAGGGGGUCCAUCAGAAAGGAGUCAAAGUCUAUGAUGAUGGUACCAAAGUAGUCUAUGAGGUGCAUUCAGGAGGCACAGUAGUAGAAAAUGGAGUGCACAAAUUAAGCUCAAAGGAUGUAGAUGAACUCAUACAAAAAGCUGGACAAUCAAGCAUAAAAGGAGGGCAUGAAAGAAAGAGUGGGUCAGAGAGGACUGUAAUAGCAGAUGGGAACCUGAGUCGUGCAAAGGAACAAAUGCUUUGCAAGGAGGCCAAGUUAGAAAUGGUACAGAAACCUAGGAAAGAUCUUACUGAGACGGCAGAAUCUGAGGCAAAAAUCUCUGGAGCCAAAGUUCGGGAAGCAAGUUUGGAUCAGCCAGUAACCAUGAUUUUUAUGGGCUACCAAAAUAUCGAGGACGAAGAGGAGACGAAAAAGGUGCUAGGCUACGAUGAAACCAUCAAGGCAGAACUCGUCCUCAUCGAUGAAGAUGACGAGAAGUCACUGCGAGAGAAGACUGUGACGGAUGUGUCCACCAUUGAUGGAAAUGCAGCCGAACUGGUCUCCGGGAGGCCCAUCUCAGACACCACUGAGCCCUCGUCUCCAGAAGGGAAGGAAGAGAGCCUGUCCAUCGAACCAGUUCCAGAUGAAAAGAGGGAUGAAGAUCUGUGUUCUGGAAGCCAGAGAUCAUUCAGCUACACAUUUGAAAGUUCUGAUGUUGAAAUGACUAUAACAAAACCUCCCAAACUUCCUGAGGAUGACGUCAGGUUGAAAAAAACCAGAAUCCAAUACAGUGCCAAUUUCCUGGAGCCGGCCGCCAGCAUCCUUCCCUCCAGCAGUGAGAAAAUGGAAAUUGAAGUUCCCAUUGCAGAAUGUAAAAGUGCUACUGGGGCGGACCCAGCUUCGGCUUCACAUCCCAUGGACCAUCCUUCCCCUUUCUAUUCCCCCGUGCCCAGUCACAAUGGCCUCCUUCCAGACUCCCACGAAUCCCUGGACAAUGAAGUGGCCAAAGAGAUCAGAUAUCUAGAUGAGGUGCUGGAGGCCAACUGCUGUGAUUCUUCUGCCGACGCCGCUUACAACGGGACGUCCUCUCCAGAACCCAGUGUGACCAUUGCCAAGGGAGAAGCCAGCCCGUCCAUCCCCACGUCCAGCUGCCCAGAGCCCACUGAGAGCAGGGAAACAGCCAUCGCCCUUCCUCUCACUGAGCUGAACAAAGCUAGCCCCAUGGCAGAGGCUCUGAAGCCCAAUGGGCACCCUCUUGAUGGGCAGAGGGAGGCGCUUGGUGAAAGCUGGCCAGCUCCUGUGAGUCCCAGUUCUUCAACCAGCUCAAGGGGGUCCUCCCGGGACGGAGAGACCACCCAUACCACACUGAAGAAAGAGGCCAAAUUUGAGCUGCGCGCCUUCCACGAGGAUAAGAAGCCGUUGAAGCUCUUCGAUGAUGACUGUAGUGAGAAGGAUAAAUACCGGGUCCGGAAAGUCAGACCGUCGGAGGAGAUGCUGGAGCUGGAAAAGGAAAGAAGGGAGCUGAUACGUAGCCAGGCGGUAAAGAAAAAUCCUGGCAUCGCAGCCAAAUGGUGGAACCCACCCCAGGAAAAGACCCUGGAGGAGCAGCUAGAUGAAGAGCAUCUCGAGUCCCACAAAAAAUACAAGGAACGUAAGGAACGGCGGCAGCAACAGGAAAAACAGCAGCUCCUUCUGCUGCAGCAACAGCAGCAACUACUGCAGAAGCAGCAGCCUCUGAACCAACCGUGUGUGAGCCCAGCCUCCCCCAACCAGUCCCACUGCGCUUUUGAACUUCCAGAUGAGUCCAUCAGCCAGAAGAAGGAUAUUGUCACAGAGCAAAUCGACUUUUCGUUGGCCAGAAAACAGUUUCAGUUGAUGGAGAAUUCCCGGCAGGCAGCAGCCAGGGGGCCAGGGGCCCCAAAGCUAUUCUCCAUCAAGCCCUUCUACAGACCUUUGGGCUCCAGUCUCCCAGAAAAGGCUCUGACCAUAACGAGACCUGCUUCUAUCGGGGUCCCUCCUGAGGAAGAUGACAUCACCUCCACCAAGCCGGUAAAGGCCACCUGUGGUCCAGGGAUCCAGAACAGUCCCACCAAUCCAAGCGAGGCAGCAAAACACGGGCCGAUGGCCAAGCUGUGGGCAGAGGAGGGCGAGUUUAUGAGUGCCAGAGCAGUCUUCACCGUGGUGAAGGACGACGACCAUGGCAUAUUAGAUCAGUUUUCCCAGUCGGUCAACAUCUCUUCGCCUCCAGAAGAGCUGGACUCCGGUUUAGACGAGUUGUCCAUGCGGUCUCAGGACACCACAGUUUUGGAAACCCUCUCCAACGACUUCAGCAUGGACAACAUAAGCGAUAGCGGGGCCUCCAACGAGACGAUGAACGCCCUGCAGGAGAAUUCACUGGCCGAUUUCUCCCUGCCCCAAACCCCUCAGACCGAGAUCCCCCUCGAAAGCCGUCCGGAGGGGGUAUCCAAGUCGUUCAGCGACCACGGUUUCUACUCCCCCUCCUCCACCCAGGGGGACUCAUUGCUAAUGGAUGAACACCUGGAAUACCAGGCUGGUCUCCUGGUGCAGAACGCGAUCCAACAAGCCAUAGCCGAGCAGGCUGACAAAGCGGGCUGCAUACCCGCUGAGGAUGCAGUAGCGCUGAAAAGCCCAGUCAAAGAGGAGGAGGAAGUCAGCAGCCCAGCAGCCUGCUCAGGAAAGCCUCGGAACACAUUUGAGCCUCCUCAGGUGUCUUCUCCAGUUCAAGAAAAAAGAGAUGUGUUACCAAAGACGCUGGCAGCCGAAGACGCGGAACUCAGGGAAAAGAUGACCUCGCGGCAGCCUCCUGAGGCUCAUACUAUCCACCCGGCCCCCAGUGAGGAGAGCAGGCCAGAAGUGAGCUAUUUCAGCAAGUAUUCAGAGGCAGCUGAGCUAAGGAGCACAGCCUCCAUCUUGGCCAAUCAAGAAUCCGAGGUGACAGUGGGACCAUAUAAACUGAGGUCGAAAAAGCAGCGGACUCUGUCCAUGAUUGAAGAGGAGAUCCGAGCAGCUCAGGAAAGAGAGGAGGAGCUGAAGAGGCAGAGACAAGUCCGACAAAUAGCACAGAGCCCCACUACGAAGAAUGCACCUCCUCUGCCCUCCAGAACGGUGUGUUAUAAGACGGCUCCUGGGAAAAUAGAGAAAGUCAGACCUCCUCCAUCCCCCACCACAGAAGGUCCCAGCUCACAGCCUGAUUUACUGCUUGAAGAGGCUGCCGGAUCCCAGCGGCCCAAGAAUCUGAUGCAGACCCUCAUGGAAGAUUAUGAGACACACAAAACUAAAAGGCGCGAAAGAAUGGAUGAUAGCAGUUACACCUGUAAAUUACUGUCUAACAAGGUUACUUCUGAGGUCCUUGAGGCAACUCGGGUGAAUCGCCGGAAGAGCGCAUUGGCACUGCGCUGGGAGGCUGGAAUAUACGCCAAUCAGGAGGACGAUGAAUAAUCUCUACUCAACCAGAAGGCUUGUUUGGUGUUUCGAACAUUAAGAACUCCCUUCCCCCCACCCCCAUCCCCCAAAACAACCAAAAAAGUUUUAAAAAAAAACCUAAGGAAAAGUAAGCAUUUUAAUGGAGUAUUUAUUGAUGUGUACACAAGCUCAAUGAUCCUUUAUAUAGGCCAGAAAUACUGAAAUAUUCAUUUAUGGGCAAAGUUAAAUUAAAAAGACAACUUACCCACCCAACUCUCAUGUGCCCAGGAGAGAAAAUUAAAGGAGAAACAAUUUCUGUGACUGUAAGAGGGCAUUGGAAGUGGGCCCCACUCAAAAGAAACAGAUGUCACAAACGGACAUCAGUGACAGAAGCAGCAGUAGGCAUGGUGCAACAAGUCAGCGUGAAGGUCAGAGGAGUUGGCAGAAGGUGGAAAACCAAGCAAAUCAAGCGCUUCCUUCUUACUGAACUUCCUGCCUCUCUUGGAGACAAGGAAAAGUAAGCAAUCCGUGAUGGGGCCCUAUAUAUAGAGUACACAUUGUGCAGGAACAAUUUAGCAUGGCACAAAGUAUUCCUUUGGAUCUGCCAACAGCUGCUUUGCCUUCAUCCCAGUGCUCCAUUAGGCUCGUCACACGAACCCCAGUUGACUCUAGCUAGCUGUAGAAUAGAGGGGUUCUUUUUUAAUGUUUGCAGGGAGGAAGGGGAAGGCCUCCUUUCUCUUAAUUAAAAUAAAACAAUUUUACCUGGGGGCCAUUACCACAAUUGUACAAUCCAUACUUCAAUCGGUUUAUUUAGUCAAGUAUCCCUGCUGUUACAAACCCAAUUUGUCCUAAAUUAGGAGAUUGAAGAGAAUGGGGAAAGGCCAGGCCAAAUGGAUUGCUUUAGUUUUAGGAUCCUGUCUGUUCGUAGUAUUAACUGCUUUCCAGUUCCUCAGAACGUAUUUACAUAGCUAAGUUUCUUAAUAUGAAAAUCUUUAUUUAGUGGGCAAUGGCUAUUUUUAUGAUGGGGAGGGAUUCAUUCAUGUGUACAAAUCUAUUCACAUUGAACUUCUUAGUUCAGAAAGUGAGGAGGAGGGGGGAGACAAUUUAAUUUUCAGUGGGGCAUUAAUUGAGACAAAGACUGACUGCUUUAGAAAGAUGUAAGAAGUAAGAGCAAAGUGGUUAUAUGUUCAGAAGUACAUUUUAUACGGUAAAAUAGGCUUUGGAGAAAGUAUGGAAACAGAAGGCUUUGGGUUCUUGGAAAAUGAAAUAAUUCAAGAAAGACAGAGUAGGUGGAGAGGGGCAGGGAGGGUAGGAGAAAGAAGAAUGGAGGCGGAGGAAGAUUAUUUUUCUGUUCAACCAGUGUUUUCAGAACGAUAUAUAGAAUCUUAAGUCAGUGUGUAGGCUUGGAAUCAGCUACAAAUACUAAGAAUCUAUUGUGUGAGCAUGUAUAAAAUAUGUCUGUGCACAUGGGUAUGGGUGUGUGUGUGUGUGUGUGUGUGUGUAUGUGUGUUGAAAUUCUAGAAUGACCACAGGACAUGGGUGUAGAAUCAUUUUCUCCAUAAGGUGUUUGCCAGCUAUAGGAGUGAGAAUUUCUUUUUUAUGAAAAGGGAUAUAAAAGGCACUGAGUUGAUGCAGUAUUUGUAAUAUUACAUUGACCCAAUAAUGGUAUUUGCAUGAGUCACAAUUGCAAAGUAUCGAGAGUUUUGUAACUUGACAUUUAGGAGAGAAUCGUGGUAUUUAUUCUUGUGCUUUGAAUUCAUAUGUAGUAUAGAGACUGCUGAUUUUACUUUUUUUCAUUUGCAACGAUAUAAUAAGAGUAUUGUACAACUGAGAACCAUAAUUUCUGGACUCGAAUGUGUUAGAUUUAGGCUGUGAGAAAAGCAGCUGCAUUAUUUCCUCAUAUCCAUGAUUUUUUUUUAUUCCAACUGAAAACCUGACGCUGCUAAAAAUCCACUUCACCUUGAAUGUGUGUCACGCUUCUGACAGGUAAUAAUUUUGCUUCAGGUGUAUGAAGGUGCAGCGACUUCUUGAAAAAUUACUUCAGGCACAUGGUGUGAGCAAAGUGGGGAUAGAUUAACAGAGGUAUUUAAAGCUAUCGAUAAUCAUUUGAAGAACAGUAGAAUUUGAAGCUGGUUUUUAGAGAUGGUGGUCAAAAUUUCUAUGCAAUCAGGAAGACCAAAUGUAUUAUGUUUCUGUGGAUCAUGAUUCUCUUUUCCCCCCUCAAAUUUACUGAAGCCCACUGAAUCCUCCAGCUUUGACAGGAACUCCAAAAUCUGUGAUGAGACUGGACAGUUGCUUUAGAUUGGCUUACUUCAGAUGGCAUGUGCUUUGCUUUCUCAAGUGUUUGGUUUGGUUUAGGAAACCUAUUUCCUGAUCCUACUUUUGACAAAAAAAAACAACAGAUGAAAGGGAAGAUGCUAAGCAAAUUUUACAUAGUUUUAAAGUAAUGCCCAAGUGAGUUGUGUGUUCUUCACGUGAUGAGUUACUCAGAACUAGAAGUGCAGUAGGGUUUGCUGAAUCAAUGUCUUUAUUCAGAGACAGAAGCUCAGGGAUGAUCUCGCUUGGAAAGUUGUAAAUAAUAACUCUUUUGGAAAAUCUGGAUUCCCUGAGCUUUUACAUUCUCCCUCAGCAUAAAUGCACAUUUCAGCGUCUAUGGAUUUAAGGAGUGAGGGGCAGUAACUGGAUAGAAGGAACUUCCUUGCUUGGUAUGUUCCAAAUGAGAAGAAUCCCCUUUUGCAAGCUUGGCCUCAGUUGCUCAUUUUUGUGCUCUUGUGGAUCCUCUUUCAUCCCUCCUCAGGCUUCACACCUCUUCAAACACUGCAGCAAAUUGCUAUUACCAAAUUCAGAAAACAUACAUUUUAAUACAAUCUGGGGAGGAAAGUACCCCACAAUCCCGUCAGGCCAGUUACCAUCAGAGCUGCUUCCCUACUAAACAACAUUUUCUUAUCCAGAAAUUAUGGAGAUAAGGUAUUACUGUCAGCAGCAGUAGGCUUGGGGGCUCUGGGUGUGCUUUGGAAACUUAAUAAUGUGCAUAUUACUUGCCUCUUUGAUAUAAUUUGCAUGCUGCCGAGAUUAGGUGUCUCUCCCUCUCUCUCUCCAUAUGUAUACACACACACACACACACACACAUAUACAUAUAUAUCUCUAUAUAUCCCCACAUACAUGCAUACACCCCCCCACACACAUAUAUCUAUCGUUAUGCACACAAACACAUAUGAAACUCAAUGAAGGACCACUCUCACAAAAUUACCUGCCUCCACAGAAAAACUCCUUUCCUCAGCAAAAGGACAGAUUCAUUGCUGAAAAAAAUAGCUUAAGCAUUAGAGUUGGUUAAUACAUCCAGUGUUGGUUACAGUACUGAUUUUCUGAACUAUUAUAAUUGAACAAGCUACCAAUUUUGGUUUUGUGUUGCUCCUUGGACUGCAUUUUUUAAAAGGAGGAAAGGGGAAAAGCUAUUAUGCUCGUUUGACAUCCCAACUGUGGCUGUGUUAUGACCUCUCAACCCAUCAAUCUAUAUACUUGGCUUUCUAUGUAUGUAAACCACUUAAAUGUUAUUAUCCCGCUUAUGUUUUAUAGUGACUGUGAGGCAUAUGAUGCAAGUAUAUAAUUAUUUUCUCAUUAAAACUGAAACCUGUGUUGUGUUUCUCUAAA
Tachyglossus aculeatus (Australian echidna) is the source of this 7871-nucleotide messenger RNA. It is a transcript of the gene PALM2AKAP2, whose product is annotated as PALM2 and AKAP2 fusion. Gene Ontology annotation, biological process: regulation of cell shape. The transcript has 13 exons. Gene Ontology annotation, cellular component: membrane. NCBI's taxonomy places the organism in Eukaryota, Metazoa, Chordata, Mammalia, Monotremata, Tachyglossidae. Bases 240 to 4256 code for a protein of 1338 amino acids. The record is from RefSeq and is a predicted model, not a curated record.